Messenger RNA from Exophiala aquamarina CBS 119918, 2190 nucleotides. RefSeq lists its product as uncharacterized. The transcript is spliced from 2 exons. Gene Ontology annotation, biological process: proteolysis. Gene Ontology annotation, molecular function: aspartic-type endopeptidase activity. The coding region runs from base 1 to 2190 and encodes 729 amino acids. Lineage: Eukaryota; Fungi; Ascomycota; Eurotiomycetes; Chaetothyriales; Herpotrichiellaceae. Gene Ontology annotation, cellular component: fungal-type vacuole. The record is from RefSeq and is a predicted model, not a curated record.
AUGCGGCCUUGCUCUCACUUGUCGUUCUUGUCACGUUCGCACGUCGGUCAAUGGCUAUCGCUGAUCAUUCUCGACUUGCUCUUCCACCCUUGCCUCGCCGACUUGCGCGUCCCACAGCCUAUCGUCGCGACAACAGGCUCGACUUUUCUCGGUUAUGAUGGUGCUUGGUCACCCGUCAACAUUCGCGUCGGUACACCGCAACAAUAUGUCUCGCUUCUUCCCAGCACAUUGAGUCAAGAAACUUGGGUUGUAGGCCCUGCUGGUUGUGACGGAACCUCGGCCUGUACGAACCAGAGAGGUGGGCUCUUUUCUGCCAAUCAAUCCACCACUUUCCAGGAACGCGGACCUUAUGAGCUCAAUUCCCAUGACACUGGCUUUGGUUACUAUGGCAUGGAUACCAUCUACUUGAGUGACGACGUUUCUACAGCUGACCAAAUUGUUGCCUUGGUCAAUUCCACUGAACACUGGAUCGGAAGCCUAGGACUCGGCGUACAGCAGACUCGCUUCGACGGGACCGAGAACCAUCUGCCCUUGUUAUCCAGCCUUGUCCAGAAUGGCAGCUUUAUUCCAAGCCACAGCUAUGGAUACACCGCUGGUGCUUUCUAUCGUUUGAAGAGCGUUCCAGCAUCUCUGACCCUGGGGGGCGUUGACGCAAAUCGAUUCAUCCCUAAUAAUAUGACUUUCACCUUGAGAACAGACUACGCUCCUGUUGUAGCCAUCAACUCAAUCUCGGUGUCGGCAAACCCACCUAACGAUGCCUCGCUUCCUGUGAACUGGAAUUCCAAUCCGGUAUCUUUGUCUGAUAGCUUUCAGGCUGAUACAUUUACGAUUGACUCUUCAACUCCUUUCCUAUGGCUACCAGAGGCCAUCUGCGAUAACUUUGCACAGGCACUCAAUCUCACUUAUAAUGAUACCCUUCAACUUUACUUGUACAACAACGACUCAUCACCGAAUGAUCUCAAAUCCUGGAACUUGACAUUUACUUUUGCAAUCGGCAAUCUCCCUGGAAGCUCUAGUAACCUUGACCUUACUUUACCGUACGACGCAUUCAACUUACAGUUGUCGUAUCCAUUUCCGAAUCUUGACGCCAACUUCACCUCUCCACCUACCAGUUACUUUCCACUGCGCAAAACCGCCGACCCAACACAGUAUAUAAUUGGCCGCUCCUUCUUGCAGGAGACUUAUCUGGUAGUUGAUUACGAGCGUAACAAUUUCUCCUUGUCCCAGGCCGUCUUUACAGUCGAGGCCGUCAACAAUGUCAACCUCCUGUCCAUUACUCGACCCGAGAACAGCAUUUGGCCAGGACCUUCUGUGUCCUCUGUGACAUCCUCGGCUCUUUCUACAGGUGCAAAGGUGGGGAUUGCUGUAGGAGCUGUAAUUAUUGCGUUGCUCGCAACAGCCGCCUUAUGGUAUUUCUGCAUCAAGAAGAAAUGUCCUGUUGGCGAUGAAGCAAAUGAGCACCCAAAGAAGCGUAGCUUGUUCACCAGACUACACCUAGCACCUAGUCCAAAGACAUCGGUGUCCGAACUUCUUGGCGAUAAGCGACAUCCUACCGAAGUCCCAGCAGAUUCAUCCGCCACUCGUUUUGAAAUGGCCGCAGUCGAAGAUGUUUCAUCAACCUAUUUCCAAAGGGACAAAGCAAUUGCACGAAAUGAUCCGAGAGAUCCAGCAGAACUUGACAAUCGAGACGUAUCCACGAAAGCAGCAGAAGCAGCGGCUAUUGCUGGUGGAGGCAGUCAACGCUCUGCCUCUCCAGUCCCUCCCUAUUCACCUGCAGAUGCCAACAAUAGAUUUAGCGAUAGUAUUAGCCCUUACACUCCGAGACACAGCCACGGCUUCGGAACAGUCUCUUCUGGGGAGCAGGGUAUCAGCCCGGUAGAUGGGAGCAGUAAUGGGCACUCGCGACAGUCCAGUAACAGCAAAGCACUCUCCAGUCCAAUUUCACCGGAAGCCGCAGCGACAAGACCACUGCAGGAUCGAAGCCCUAGAAUAUCCAGCAAUGGAUCUCCAACAAACAGCAGUAGUGGCAAUCUGAUGGUGCCACAACUGAAUGGGCGACCACUAUCAAGAUCGCCUAGUACUGGAAGCAGGUUUGUUGAGCAAGGUCUGACCGCCGUUGCAGAGGAGCAGCCUGCUAGUCCCCCUGCAGCUUUAAAGAGCCCAGGUCCAAGGUUCAGCUGGGAACAGUGA